Molecule: messenger RNA, 2100 nt
Organism: Penicillium cataractarum
Lineage: Eukaryota; Fungi; Ascomycota; Eurotiomycetes; Eurotiales; Aspergillaceae
Exons: 2
Coding region: 1-2100 (699 amino acids)
Biological process (GO): regulation of translation
Cellular component (GO): nucleolus
Molecular function (GO): mRNA binding
Source: RefSeq, a predicted model, not a curated record
AUGGCCGGUGUCAAGCGUCGCGUCGAUGGCGCCGAGGACCGCAAUGGAAAGCGGAGCAAGAGUCAGGUCUCCGCACCAGUGAAGAAGUCCAAGACUGCUGCGCCAGAGAAGAAGAGUGCUGCUACUUCUUAUAAGAAGGGCUCUAAGUCUGGCAAGUCCGACAAGAAGACCUCCAAGAAGAAGGUUCAACAGGAGGACUCUGAAGAUGACGAGGACGACUUUGAUAUGGACGAUCUUUCUUCGGAUUCUGGAGACGACGAUUUCGAUACCCUGGAUGCCACGGCCGACGAUGUUGAUAUGGAUGAUGUGAGCGAUGAAGACGAGGACAGUGAGGAAGCCGAGGAGAAGCCCGCCAAGUCGGACAAGAAGGAUACCAAUCAACAAAACGGCGAGGAGCCCAAGAGCAGUAAUUCUCGCGAGUCGCAUCAAAAGCAAAAGGCCCUCCAGCAGGAGCGCAAGGCCGCCAAGCCCAACGCCGACAUGAUCGCCCGCUCGAAGAAGCUCUGGGAGCAGCUGCGCCGCAAGUCCCACGUCCCUCUGGAACAACGCAAGAAGCUCAUCAAGGAGCUGUUCGAGAUUAUCACCGGCCGUGUCCGCGACUUCGUGUUCAAGCACGACUCCGUCCGAGUCAUCCAGACUGCCCUGAAGUACGGUAACCUGGAACAACGCAAGAUGAUUGCGCAGGAGUUGAAGGGCAGCUACAAGGAGCUGGCGCAGAGCCGCUACGCCAAGUUCCUGGUUGGCAAGUUGAUUGUACACGGUGAUGCAGAGACCCGCGACCUCAUCAUUCCCGAGUUCUACGGACACGUCAAGCGUUUGAUCCGCCACCCGGAGGCAUCCUGGAUUCUGGACGAUAUCUACCGCACAGUUGCAUCCAAGGAGCAGCGCCGACGGAUUCUGCGUGAGUGGUACGGUCCCGAGUUUGCCAUUUUCCAAGACGACAAGGAGACUUCGGAUUUGGCCAAGAUCUUGGAGGCACACCCCGAGAAGCGGGGACCUAUCAUGCACUUCUUGCAUGAGCUCAUCAACCACAUGGUUCAGAAGAAGACCACUGGUUUCACUCUUUUGCACGAUGCCAUGUUGCAAUACUUCCUCAGCACAAAGCCCGGUAGCAGCGAGGCUAACGAGUUCAUUGAGUUGCUCAAGGGCGACGAGGAGGGCGAUCUGGUGAAGAACUUGGCUUUCACCGCGUCCGGCUCCCGUCUGAUGUCUCUGAGUCUCGCUUAUGCCAACGCCAAGGACCGUAAGCUGCUGCUACGGUUCUACAGGGAUACCGUCAAGGUGAUGGCGGGUGAUGUGAACGGUCACAUGGUGCUCCUUGCCGCAUACGAAGUAAUUGAUGACACGAAACUGAGCGGCAAGUCCAUCUUCCCAGAACUUCUCAACCAGAACGAUGCCGAGGAGGCUCGUAACGAGGAGCUGCUCCUCCAGGUGAACGACCUGGUUGCUCGUGUUGCCGUCCUGUUCCCCUUCGCGGGCGACCGCGCCAAGUGGCUUCUUCCCGAGGCCGACCUGGAGGUGUUGAAGGAGAUUCGUGAGAUCCGGAAAGAAACCUCGAAGAAGGAUCCCGCUAUUCGUCGCAGCGAGUUGGCUGCGGCCGCCUCUCCCACUCUCCUCGCCUUUAUUGCUGCCCGUGCCGAGGCUCUUCUGGAGACCUCCUUCGGCUGCCAGUUCAUCGGCGAGGUUCUCUUCGAGUCUACCGGUGACAAGAGUGCUGCCCUGGAGGCCGUCGCCAACGCUGCCAAGACCGAGUCCGAGAAGCGCGAUUCCGCCGCCUUUGGCCGUCUCCUCAAGUCCCUCGUGCAGGGUGGUCGUUACAACCCCGCCACCAAGUCCGUGGAGAAGGUAUCUCCGGCCUUGAACUUCCACGAUCUGCUAUAUGAGCAGAUCCGUGAUGAGGUCGUGGAGUGGGCUACCGGCCCCAACACCUUUGUGAUCGUUGCGAUGGCCGAGUCGGACGACUUCAAGGGUAAGGCCGAGUUGCUCAAGACUCUUAAGAAGAACAAGAAGGCCCUGACGCAGGCUUCGGAGUCUGGCAAGGGUGAGAAGAAGGCCGGACCUGCAGCUAGCGGUGCCAAGCUGCUGCUUGAGAAGCUAUAG